ACACAACAUCUGAUACAAGUUACAGCGUAUUUGAAUCUGUAUAGAUUUGAAUGUUAAUAUACAGACUGGUGUGUGCUAUACUUAUGUACAUGUAGUAGUUCAGUGUAGUUCUACAUGGAGUUAAUUAGUGGUUGCUCUAAAGUAACUUCAGAAGAGGAAUUUUACUGCAAAGCUGAUGAAUAUUGGAAGAACAUACCAUCCACAUUAAAUGGAAUGCUUGGUGGUUAUGGCCACAUAUCUCAAAUCGAUAUUCGUGGCUCUUACACAUUUCUAAAGAGGUUCUUAGAGGGUCCAGGAGCUAGAGUGAAACCUAACCGCGCACUUGAUUGUGGAGCUGGGAUAGGCAGAGUUGCAAAGCAUUUGCUGUUGCCAAUUUUCAAGACUGUGGAUCUUGCAGAACUGAAUUCAAAUUUUCUUGAGCAAGCACGUACAUAUUUGGGUGAUGCAUCUAGUAGGGUGGGGAACUACUACUGUUGUGGUCUACAGGACUUAAAACUAAAGGAAAAAUCCUAUGAUCUUAUUUGGGUACAAUGGGUAACAGGUCAUUUGACAGAUGCUCAUUUUGUAACAUUUUUAAACGAAUGUAAAUCUGCCUUGCGCAAAGGAGGUCUCAUUAUCAUUAAAGACAAUGUUGCAAUUCUGGAAGUUGAACUUGAUUCUGAUGAUAGUAGUGUAACUAGAAACCCUGAAGAAUUGCGACAUAUAUAUAACACUGCAAACAUGAAAAUACUUUUCGAGCAAAAACAAACUCAUUUUCCACCAGAGUUGUAUAAUGUUUACAUGACUGCAUUGGAGAGUAAAUAGCUUUGAUUUUCUAUCUCUGUUUCUAUGGUUUUAAUACAACACUUUAAUAGACUUUGUAUAUGUUUUAACUGCAGGUCUCCAGAAUUUAUAUGCGUUAAAAAUGG
This is a messenger RNA of Ciona intestinalis (vase tunicate), 908 nucleotides long. Its product is annotated as N-terminal Xaa-Pro-Lys N-methyltransferase 1-like. Gene Ontology annotation, molecular function: N-terminal protein N-methyltransferase activity. Lineage: Eukaryota; Metazoa; Chordata; Ascidiacea; Phlebobranchia; Cionidae. Gene Ontology annotation, biological process: N-terminal protein amino acid methylation. Gene Ontology annotation, cellular component: cytoplasm. The record is from RefSeq and is a predicted model, not a curated record.